CCAGAGUCUUUGAAGAAAAAAAAAACCUAAUUAGCUUGUGCUCUUGUUGUUUCGCGAUGGAAGACGGCAAGAUAGGCCCCAAGUUACCGAGUUUCGUCUCCAACUUUCUCAAUUGUUUCGGAGUCUGCAAGAAAAACCUAAUUAGCUUGUGCUCUUGUUGUUUCGCGAUGGAGGAUGAUGAUCCCAAGUUGCCGAUCCCUGGCAAAAGAAAUAUACUAAUCACAAGUGCUCUGCCUUACGUCAACAACGUCCCUCAUCUCGGAAACAUCAUUGGAUUGGAUACUGUCGUCUCCGUGGCUAUAAUGCGAUAUAUAUAUGUGGGACUGAUGAAUAUGGGACUGCUACUGAGACCAAAGCUCUUGAGGAGAAUUGCACCCCAAGAGAAAUCUGUGACAAGUACCAUUCCAUUCAUAAAGAAGUUUAUGACUGGUUUGAUAUUAGUUUUGACUUUUGACCAGUUUGGCCGCACUUCAACUCCACAACAUACACAAGUGUGCCAAGAAAUUUUCAACAAAUUGUGGGAAAACAAGUUGAUUUCAGAGAACACUAUACAGCAGCUUUACUGCGAUACAUGCAACAAGUUCUUAGCUGACCGGCUUGUUGAGGGUUCCUGUCCACUAUGUAAGUACGAUUCUGCUCGUGGAGAUCAGUGCGAAAGCUGUGGAAAGCUCCUGAAUCCUACUGAACUAAUUGCUCCGAGGUGCAAGGUCUGUCAAACCACACCCCAACUUCGCGACACAGACCACCUGUUUAUUGACCUCCCGAAGCUGAAAGCUCAGUUGGAAGCGUAUAUUAACGGGACAUCUGUUCGUGGAUCUUGGAGUAGAAAUGCUUUUCAAACGACAAAUGCAUGGCUUAGGGAAGGGCUUCAACAGAGAUGCAUUACAAGGGAUUUAAAGUGGGGAGUUCCAGUCCCACAUGAGAAAUAUAAGGAUAAAGUCUUCUACGUUUGGUUUAAUGCUCCUAUUGGAUACGUCUCAAUAACGUCAUGCUACACAUCUGAAUGGGAGCAGUGGUGGAAGAAUCCUAAGAAUGUUGAGCUUUAUCAGUUUAUGGGGAAAGACAAUGUGCCAUUUCACACUGUGAUGUUUCCUUCUACCCAGCUUGGAACUGGGGAAAAUUGGACACUGAUGAAGACAGUCAGUGUGACUGAAUAUUUGACAUACCAAGGCGGAAAGUUCUCCAAGAGUAAAGGUGUUGGAUUGUUUGGUAAUGAUGUAAAAGAUACAUAUAUCCCUGUAGAAGUAUGGAGAUACUACUUGCUGAUCAACAGGCCUGAGGUAUCUGACACAUCGUUUGAAUGGGAAGAUUUGCAAGCAAAACUGAAUGACGAGUUGUUGAAAAACCUAGGCAAUUUUGUUAAUCGAGUUGUGAGUUUUAUAGCAAAGCCUGAAAAUGCAGGUUAUGGGUCUAUCAUUCCUGAUGCUCCUGGUGCUGAAUCUCAUCAACUAACGAUGUCACUAAGUGAAAAGGUUGGGAAUUUGGUGGAGGAGUAUGUUGAAGCCAUGGAAAAGGUUAAGCUCAAGCAGGGGCUGAAAACUGCUAUGCUCAUUUCGGGUGAAGGGAACGCAUACUUGCAGACCAGCGAAUUUUGGAAACUUUACAAGGAAGAUAAACCUUCAUGUGCAAUUGUUAUAAGAAGUGCUGCUGGUUUAGUACACCUUCUUGCACGAUUGUUAGAACCUUUCAUGCCAUCUUUUUCUCAUGAGGUAUUCAAACAGCUAAAUUUGCCUCCACAUUUUUCACUCUCCGACGAGAGAGCAGAGGUAUUACAAGCAAGUAGACCAUGGGAGAUUCUGCCUCCAAGCCACAGGAUAGGCACUCCUCGACCAUUGUUCAAGGAACUGAAAGAUGAAGAAGUGCAACAGUACAAAGCAAGAGAAUUCACAGCAAGAAGCGCAUUUAAAACGACAUCGUUUACUAUUUCUUCUUCGAAAGAUUUUUUACCAACAAGAACAAUGGCGGUUUAUCAUCUCCUUCUCUCGAGCCCACCUUCGCUUCUUCUUCUUCCUCCUUCUCCUCGCCGUCCUAACAUCACCUUAAUCCGCCGUAUCCCAGCUCAUCCUCGUCUCGGAAGCUCGACCAACUUGCUUUCUUCUUCGUCACCGAUAAUUCGGAAAAUUCUCGUUCAUAGCACUCUCCGGGAAGACCAACCCGUCGCUUCUGACGCCGAGAGUCCUACUCUACUGAUCGGCGAAGAUUCUGCUGCUUUUGAAUUAGGGAAACAGAAGCUUGUUUCCUGGGUUUAUUUCGGUGUUAUCCUUGGAGUUGUUCUCUUCAUCCUCAAUGUUGUUUGGAUCGAUAAUUCCACCGGUUUCGGAAAAUCAUUCAUCGACACCGUCUCUAACAUCUCCGGCUCACCGGAGGUUGCUAUGUUAAUGCUUAUCCUUAUAUUUGCAAUUGUACAUAGUGGUUUAGCUAGUCUCAGGGAUACAGGAGAGAAACUCAUAGGUGAACGAGCAUUUCGUGUUUUGUUUGCUGGAAUCUCUCUUCCUUUAGCUAUGAGCACCAUUGUUUACUUUAUAAACCAUAGAUACGAUGGCUCACAGUUAUGGCAGCUUCAGGGUGUUCCUGGAGUCCAUGAAGCUAUUUGGGUCGCUAAUUUUGUAUCCUUCUUCUUUCUAUAUCCUUCAACCUUCAAUCUUCUGGAGGUAGCAGCGGUUGACAAACCGAAGAUGCAUCUCUGGGAGACCGGCAUCAUGAGAAUCACUCGGCAUCCUCAGAUGGUUGGACAAAUUGUUUGGUGUGUAGCACACACUCUCUGGAUCGGAAACACAGUAGCUGCAUCGGCUUCUCUCGGUUUGAUUGCACACCAUUUGUUUGGGGCGUGGAAUGGAGACAGGAGAUUAGCUAAAAGAUACGGAGAGGCUUUUGAAAGCAUCAAGAAGAGAACAAGUGUGAUUCCAUUUGCUGCGAUUUUCGAAGGGCGGCAAGUUUUGCCUGAGGAUUACUACAAAGAAUUUGUUCGGUUGCCAUAUCUUGCAAUCACUGCGUUAACGGUUGGGGCAUAUUUUGCUCACCCGCUAAUGCAAGAGCUUCCCUCUAUCUUCUUCGUUGAUGCCAAAUCUGAGCUCAAAUCAGCUUCAAUUAUCAAAUCUCCACGAAUGAUUCCAAUGGAUAAUCACUGCUUGCCAAGUACUAGCACCUCCGGUCUUGUAUUCCCGACCAAUUACGGUGUCAAUGGGAUAAACACUACUUCCGGGUUUCACCCAGCUGUGGAUUCUUCGGGUUCGGUGACUGCAGGAGUCAAACAAGAAGCUGCUUUGGUUAUGGAUUGGUCCGUUGAGGAACAGUAUGUGUUGGAGAACGGCCUUGCAAAAUUAAAAGAUGAACCCAAAAUUUCAAAGUAUGUAAAGAUCGCUGCAACUCUACCGGAUAAAACUGUAAGAGAUGUAGCAUUGAGGUGUAGAUGGAUGACGAGAAAACGAAGGAAAAGAGAAGAUAAUAAUGCCGCUAAGAACAUUAGCAAUAGGAAGGUGGUGGAUACAUCCCCAGAACUGAACAUGCUAUCCAAUGUGCCACAACAAAAUGCUUUAUAUGUCAUGAACAAUAUGUGCCACAGUACACGCAUGCCUUUUGAAGGUUUAAGUGACGCAGUAAUGGAUCUUCUACAGCAAAAUGCUCAAGCUUUUAGUCAGAUUUCUUACAACCUCUCUGCGUGCAAGCUGCAGGAUAACAUCAGUCUCUUUUAUCAGGCAAGAAACAAUAUCAGCGCCAUUUUGACUGACAUGAAGGAGAUGCCUGGUAUCAUGAGUCGAAUGCCAGCUCUACCAGUUUCAAUUAAUGAUGAUCUUGCAAGCAAUUUAUUGUCGAGUACAACACAGCCAAUAUCGUACAACAUUCCAUCAAGCAUCCACCUGAAGCAAGAGCCGAGAAUUUGAUGGGAUUUUGACCGAUGCUAAAGUAAAUAGUACAAGAACCU
Molecule: messenger RNA, 3922 nt
Organism: Arabidopsis arenosa
Lineage: Eukaryota; Viridiplantae; Streptophyta; Magnoliopsida; Brassicales; Brassicaceae
Source: the annotation of a GenBank genome assembly